Verruconis gallopava is the source of this 2943-nucleotide messenger RNA. RefSeq lists its product as uncharacterized. Gene Ontology annotation, biological process: ubiquitin-dependent protein catabolic process. Gene Ontology annotation, cellular component: cytoplasm. NCBI's taxonomy places the organism in Eukaryota, Fungi, Ascomycota, Dothideomycetes, Venturiales, Sympoventuriaceae. The transcript has 2 exons. The coding region runs from base 603 to 1922 and encodes 439 amino acids. The record is from RefSeq and is a predicted model, not a curated record. Gene Ontology annotation, molecular function: ubiquitin protein ligase activity.
UGAUCGCAGUCCGCUGCCAGCCCACGGCCUUUGCCGCCCUAAGAACCAUCCCAUUCUCCACCUGCGAACCUCUGCCCACCUCCUCCGCAUCCUGAUCAUACAACCUCGCACCCCCCCAUCUCCCAACCCCAUCGUCGGUCCCUACACUUCCACCUCCUCCUCCCCGCCGGACUCUCCGGUGUCACCUCCAUCCAUCGCUUUUCCGAAGAAGACAGCAAGCUUUUGUGGCGUCGCUGAGAAUUCGUCGCUGACCAAACCAAGCGCUAUCUCGUCGGGUUUUCCAACUUUAACCUCGUUCCUCACGCUCCCGCCACACCGAUUCUCCAUCAUUCCCACGCGGUUCGCACCACCAUUGACAUAUACAUCUUGCCGUCACAGCAGUCGACAUUAUUCGUCGUCACCUCUCCGCGCCGUCCUUUCAUCCAAGCCAGCUCAUGUGCCGUGCACGCUGCGUUUGGCCACCACCAGUUUCACAACCUACGAUAAGAAUCCUCAGACUCAGCCCUAAUCGAAAUUCUGCAGCAUCCGGAUCUGCGUCUGGCUCUGUUGCUGCUUUCUGAGCCGUCUGUUGCAUGAGCGACUGAAACGCUCGUCUGCGAAGAAUGGCUACCGCAUCCUCAACGAUUGCCUCCCUUACCUCGACCUCGCCCUCGCCGCCACCAGCCUCCAGUUCAGCCGGCUCAAAUACCAAUACCAAUGGCGGCGGCUCCGCUAGCUCGCCACUUCUCUUCUUCGUGGCUCUGGGCUUCGGUGUUGUCUUUACAAACCUCUGGAUCAUUGUCGGUGUCAAGUAUUGCUUCCGGUACAACCAGCGCAACAGGGCUCUGCGAAAUGGCCAGGGAGUCGACGGCGAUCCAAUCGACCUUGGUGCUAUGCCACGACCGCACAGGAGAAGAAGGGAAAAGAAAUUGAUGACCGUCGAGGAGGUCAACACGCGAUUUCCCUUGAUGAAGUACAAAACGUGGCGAGCGUCCCGUGAGCAAAAAGGCCUACCUGCUGCAGGAGGAAUCACAACCCCACCAAGUCGAGCCGGCAGCGUGAAAGACGUUGACGGCGCAAUUGGCGAGGCGAAACUACGCAGUUCUACUGACGAUAGGCCUGGCUCAUCGUUGUCGCAAACUGCUCGCACGACACCGUCAGUCGAGACACCCAAGCAAUCGACGAUACCGGAAAACGAGCCUGUCGCAGAAAAGCCUACCGCCGUCACCACGGAGGACGUUGCAGCUGACAAAUCCAAAUCAUCGUCUGGAGCAUCGACGCAGCCCGAUUCAGCCGUCGAAAGGCAUGGCGAAGAACACAGUGAUGAUGACGAGGAAGUCCCCAUCGCUGAGGCAGUCAACCCUGACGUUGCCGCCGCUGCACCUGGCGACACUUGUGCCAUCUGUCUCGAUACACUUGAAGAUGAUGAUGAUGUCAGAGGGCUGACUUGCGGCCAUGCCUAUCACAUUGCCUGCAUCGAUCCCUGGCUCACCACCCGUCGAGCUUCUUGCCCGCUUUGCAAGGCCGAUUACUACGUGCCGAAACCGAAGCCAGAAGGCGAGAAUGACAAUGGUGUUGCACAAACUAGACGUCACCCUCGUAUGAAUCUUCCUCAGUCUCCUACUGCCGCAUGGUUUGGUGGUAUUCCACGUGGACGUGUGCCGUUCUUUGGAGUAGAGCAACCUAGUGCUCCGUUCAUGUAUGGUCACACCGCUCAAUCUCAUCAGCCGGACACCGUAGUUACCUCAUCAGAUGCGACGUCUCAGCCAGUCUGGUUAGCAAGACUCCCUUUCAGAGGCAACCGGCAGCAAAAUACGGGUGCAGCUGAAAACACAUCACGCAGUAACACCUCGCGGGUGCUCAAUCCUCUCAGACGAAUCUUGCCCAACAAUAGCAAUUCAGGUCCAACACCAGCCCAGCUCGAGGCCGCCGACGGCAGAUGAAGAUGGCUUCACCACAUAACACACCUAAGUCUUUAAAUCUGAUUUAUCAACGACCUGCACACAUUUAUGGGCAUUGCCUGGAUUCUUUCCUUUUGCCAACACGAUACCCCCUUAUUAGGUUGCUGAUUGGUGAUUGAGACGGGAUGCCUUGGUGCGAACAGACGGGGAGCGGAAAACAGCAGUAUUUUCUUUUUAUUCAAAACGGUCCCGUGACGCAGCAUCCGUUUGACGACGACAUAAAUACCUUCACACAAUCCCACACACACACACACACACACACACAGACCCUGCACAGCUACCACGUUUCGAUGUGCGAAACUCCCUGACACGAUAGCGAGAUCACGUUUACAACGACGGUUACUUCCCGAGUCGCUUCCCUUGCACUCCCGCAUUCAAGAUUCUCGGCCGGCUAAUGAUAUUUGCCGCGUGUGGCUCUCAUAGUGGGAGAUCCAGGCUUGCGCGCAUCGUGCUUGCGCGUUGGAAAGGGAGGAAACACUUGGUCGGCUACUUCCUCGAUCCCUGUGAAGAGAUCAUCCACACCUGUAUAACCUUGUAUACUACGAAACUGUACCCCUCAUUGCUGCCUCUGCUGUACAUCGGGGUGGAGAGUGCGAGAAGGAAGCAUACUGGACUCGUCAAUGCUGAUUUGCAUACAUCUAGCACAAUUUGUUUUCCCUGCUUUGCUGCUUCUGUGUAGGAUGAUCACAGAGGUGGUGUUGAUACGACGAGAAGAUUAUCUAUCUCUCUAAGAGUAUGAGAAGACGAAUGGAUUUGAAUUUCUCGUUGAAAACUGCUACAAAAUUUCGCAUUACUGGCUCUUCGGGCCAUUUUUUUUUUCCUUCUCGGGCGUUGGAUCAGCUUUUCUCGCUGAUGCGUCCACAAACACGGACGCUAUCCCGGACGAAUGAAAGUUUCGGACAUUUUGCCUUUCGCAACGAACAAGAUUGAUAGGUAAAGAUAGGUGCAUGAUUUAUGAAUUAGAUCUUCUGAGGAUUGGCGCGUUGCACGCGUCUCAAUCAGC